This is a messenger RNA of Dermatophagoides pteronyssinus (European house dust mite), 318 nucleotides long. RefSeq lists its product as uncharacterized. NCBI's taxonomy places the organism in Eukaryota, Metazoa, Arthropoda, Arachnida, Sarcoptiformes, Pyroglyphidae. The record is from RefSeq and is a predicted model, not a curated record.
AUGGAAUAUUUAGUUGGACAAUUAUUUGGUGCAAUGAAACAUUUACUGUAUUUUAUUGAAUUAUUAAAAAUCCAGAUGAAACAAAUGUUUAAACAAUUAAAAUCAACAUUGAAACGUUGUCGUUUUUUAUUAUCAUCAACAAAUAAUCAAAAAUUAUUUUGGCAAAUUUUUCAUACAAAUUAUUUACAAUUAUAUAAUGAAUUAUCAAUAAUCAAUAAAACAGUACGAAAUAUAUUCUUAAUUAUUGAAAUCAUUUCAAAAUCGGCUAUAAUAUUUUGUAGUUUAUUUUUAAGUAAACAAAAUGAAAUUAAUAUUUAC